CCGCGUUCUUUGAUUUAGGGUUCUAUAGCCGAAAAGCAGGGUUUUUGGAGGGCGGCUGCGAGGAUGAAAUACGUGAUCGUCACCGGCGGUGUUGUCAGCGGCCUCGGCAAGGGCGUCACUGCCAGCAGCAUUGGCGUUGUCCUCCAAUCCUGCGGCCUGCGCGUGACUUCCAUCAAAAUCGACCCUUAUCUCAAUACCGAUGCCGGGACGAUGUCUCCAUUCGAGCAUGGGGAAGUUUUCGUUUUGGACGAUGGAGGGGAGGUGGAUUUGGACCUCGGGAACUACGAGCGCUUCUUGGACGUGACUCUGACGAAGAACAACAACAUCACCACUGGAAAAAUCUACCAGUCCGUCAUCGAUGCCGAAAGGAGGGGCGAUUACCUUGGGAAGACCGUUCAGGUUGUCCCGCAUAUAACUGUCGAGAUCCAAGAGUGGAUCGAACGUGUCGCGGUUGUGCCUGUCGAUGGGAAAGAAGGUGCAGCGGACGUGUGCGUGAUCGAGCUAGGGGGAACAAUUGGUGACAUCGAGUCGUCGCCAUUUGUUGAGGCGUUAAGGCAGUUCCAAUUUCGUGUUGGACAGGAGAAUUUCUGCCUCGUUCACGUCAGUCUUAUCCCUGUCCUCGGUGUUGUUGGAGAACAGAAAACCAAACCGACACAGCAUAGCGUCCAGGCUCUUCGAGCUUUAGGACUGACGCCCGAUUUACUUGGGUGUAGAAGCGCGAAGCCACUGGAGCAGUGCACAAGGGAAAAGCUUUCGCAAUUUUGCCACGUUCCGGCCGGACAUAUACUCAGUAUCCACGACGUGUCAAAUAUCUGGCAUGUGCCUUUACUACUAAGAGAUCAAAAUGUUCAUCUAGCUAUUUUGAAAAAGCUGAACCUGAGGUUUGGACGUGUGAUUGUUGGAUCAUUCGUGGCUAAUUUGUCUUUACUUUAUCCCAGUUCUGCACCGCAGCCUGAGCUGUCUGAAUGGACACAGAGAGCCGAGCGAUCAGACGCCCUAUCGAUACCUGUCAAGAUUGGUAUGGUUGGCAAGUACACUGGAUUAUCUGACUCCUAUCUUUCUGUUCUAAAGGCUCUUACACAUGCGUCACUUGCCUGUGGGAGAAAAUUAGUGAUUGAGUGGGUUGCGUCAACGGACUUGGAGGAUGGUUCGCCCAGAGACUUACAUGAUGCCGCAUGGGCCGCGUUAAAAAGUGUUGACGGUAUUCUGGUUCCUGGAGGAUUUGGAGAUCGAGGAACACAAGGGAAGGUUUUGGCUGCAAAAUAUGCUCGAGAAAACAAUGUUCCUUACCUUGGAGUUUGCCUCGGCAUGCAAAUUGCAGUGAUUGAGUUUGCACGCUCAGUCCUUGGCCUCGACGGCGCGAAUAGCACUGAGUUUGAUCCUGCAACACCGCAUCCAUGUGUUCUGUACAUGCCUGAGAUAUCUAGGACUCACAAAGGUGGAACGAUGAGGCUGGGUGUGAGGAGGACAUUCUUUCAGAAGCCAAACUGUCUUACAUCUAAGCUGUACGGUAACGAGUCUUUUGUGGAUGAGCGACAUCGACAUCGUUACGAGGUAAACCCGGAGCUUGUUGACAGGCUCGAGGAAGCCGGCCUCACGUUCGUCGGCAAAGACGAGACUGGCAGGCGCAUGGAGAUUGUCGAGCUGCCAGAACACAAGUACUUCGUGGGUGUGCAGUUUCAUCCCGAGUUUAAGUCGCGACCGGGGAAGCCAUCCCCCGUUUUCCUGGGGCUGAUACUGGCCGCGUCCAAGCAAAUGGAUAGCUAUCUGGCCAGCGGGAAAAACGCAGGGACGAUGGUGACGACGAUGGACAACGGGCAUUCUUUCGACUGCGUCGCAAACGGCACCGUUGAGAUUCACGUCAACGGCGUUGCAACAAAGAAGCAGCAGCAGCAGCAAGCUGACCCGUCCAAGUUUAAGAGGCUGGAGCGGGAACUGCUGCAAAUCCAGGCCAUGGUAAAGGAGUUAAAGGAGAGGGAGGAGGAAAUUCGCGAGGACCUGCGAAAGGGACGUGGUGGGGCGGGAGAUAUCUUCAUGGAGGACUAGGAAGCAAACAAACAACACGGAGGAAAAACACCGGGGAGUGCAUCUUCUUUGUGUCAGAUCCUCGCCAGAAGAGCUUUUGAUUCAUCGGCCAGCUAGAAAGAUGGCGAUGACGGUGAAGGUGAUGAGCAAAGUGGUCUGGUGCUGCGAGAGGAGUGGACCCAGCGAAAGAAAGCAAACGAUCUAAGUGUCUCCCAAGGUGGGCUUUUUAUUUCUAUAUAGCUUCAGACAAUCACAGCUUUUCUCCAUAUACAAAAGAUCCAUAGCCAGACUCUUUAAUAUAUUCAUUCAUCCCAUUCA
Molecule: messenger RNA, 2343 nt
Organism: Selaginella moellendorffii
Lineage: Eukaryota; Viridiplantae; Streptophyta; Lycopodiopsida; Selaginellales; Selaginellaceae
Product: CTP synthase
Exons: 21
Coding region: 64-2046 (660 amino acids)
Biological process (GO): CTP biosynthetic process; pyrimidine nucleobase biosynthetic process
Molecular function (GO): identical protein binding; CTP synthase activity
Source: RefSeq, a predicted model, not a curated record